This is a messenger RNA of Striga asiatica, 345 nucleotides long. The record is from the annotation of a GenBank genome assembly. NCBI's taxonomy places the organism in Eukaryota, Viridiplantae, Streptophyta, Magnoliopsida, Lamiales, Orobanchaceae.
AUGCCACCACACGGCGAUGACAAAGGGGGGAGGGAGAGAACAGUCAGUAACGCGGGCGAAGAGCAGCCGAGACGAGAGAAUCUUUACACGUCAAUUAGGAAGGAAACCUACAACUACAAAAAUGAGGCAGCCUCUAAUUGGAAAAUCAGAGGCUCCAACUAUCAAGUUGUUCAAAAUCUGAACAAUUAUAAAAUUAAAGGAAGAUGCAACUUCUUUGACAACCGAGCCUUCCAAAUACGCCACCGUCAAUCUCACCACAGCCUAGUGACAUUUGAAUCAAAAUCAUCAAACAAAACCCACAGUAAAGAGAACACCACAAAACUCAUAUGGGCGAAGUUUAAGUGA